This is a messenger RNA of Anneissia japonica, 4300 nucleotides long. RefSeq names its product cyclic nucleotide-binding domain-containing protein 2-like. The transcript has 11 exons. Gene Ontology annotation, molecular function: cAMP binding. The record is from RefSeq and is a predicted model, not a curated record. The coding region runs from base 520 to 2739 and encodes 739 amino acids. Gene Ontology annotation, biological process: spermatogenesis. Lineage: Eukaryota; Metazoa; Echinodermata; Crinoidea; Comatulida; Comatulidae.
GCGGCAGCAGACUUACAGGACCUGUUAUUAUAUUACCAUUACAUGUAAAUUGCAAUUUACGGUAUCCAGUCGUUGCUACGAGCAUGAGUGUGACCAUAUCGUUCAUGUAGGCCUAACAAACUUUGAUUACUAUACUCGAUAGGCUCAUUGUGACAUAUUUUUACCUGGAGAUGAUAUCACGUAUUCGAUGUUUCAACAGAGGAUAAGACGGUUACGUCAUCGAAAUUUGUGGAAUAGUCAGUGUUUUUAAUUGUGAUUUUUUAGAAGAACCCAUAGAAUGUAUUACUGGUCAUCUAACCCGUAGAGAUUUAAAAAUCUAUCGGGAAUCCGACAUCGAAAGCUUUUAUAGAGCUCAACAAGUUUGCAUUAUGGUGCGAAAAUUUUAUACUGAUUGAUAAAUUUGGAAUAUGUGGUAUCACUUAAUUUGAACUACGGUAUUGUUUUAACCAAGAAAACCUACAAAAAAUAAACACAAGAAAUUGUACAAACUGUUGACUUGUGUAUAUAGCUACAGUAGGCAUGCCAGGUGAGGAUGGCAUGGGCAUCCAUGAGGACGUUCCUGUCAGUCGAAUAAGUCAGGAUGAGAUUAAGAAUAACAAUUUUGAUGAAAAAACAAAAUGCAACCGAGUUUCAGACGAAGAUAACAGUGGGUCGAUCCUAAAAAACGAAACGGGCCUUCACGACAAACUGUGUGAUUGUGAUGACGAAGAAGACCAUGAUCAUAACCAUGAUGAAAAGGUUGAUCGCAGAGUUUGGAAGUCAAAUCUAACGCCGAGGGAGAAAUUCAAGAAGGCGAUCCGACAAGUUCGUAUGAUCUGCGCUGUGAACAUAAACCUCAACAAGUAUGCGAACGAGGCUGGACAUAGCACAUUUGCUGCACACAUGCCCGAACUUUUGGGGACAGCCUCCAAGCAACAUGUCGUCGUUUCGUCACCUGACACAAACGAAACAAUAAGUUUUAACAGAAAGAAUUUCAAAUUUAACUAUGAGUUUAAAUGGCCGAAGAAGGCAGAAUCAUUGUUGGAAAAAGAUCCCGAGGACCGAACACCAGCCGAUAUCGCAGUGAUUCGUGGGUUGAUGUGUGGUCUUCAUAGUUUUCGCAAGUACACGCGCGUUUCACAGAAUCUGAUAUGCAAGGUUGUUCGGCUUGAGAGAUACAACAGAAGGCGAGUUGUCGUGCGGAAGGGUCAUUUAGGCUACGCAUUCUAUUUUGUUUUCUCUGGGGCAGCUGGCGUGACGCUUGAUAUAGACGAAGGCACAGCUUUUAUCAAGAAAGAGGUAACAGUUCUCAAGAAAGGAGCUUGUUUCGGGGAAAUUGCUCUUCUGAAGGAUGUACGACGUACAGCCACGGUCGUGUGUAUGGAAGAAACAGAGUUGUUAGCUGUCGACAGGGACCAGUUCUACUGCAACGGACUCCAUCUUCACUUUGAAAAGGAAUUUAAAUAUCGGUAUGAGUUCUUUAGGAAACUCGAUUUAUUUUCAACGUGGUCCGAUGAGAAGUUACAAGAGAUUAGUGACAUGGGUAGAAUCGAGGAAUACAAUCAUGAUGCCGUAGUCGUGAAGGACCUGCGGGACAUUGGCUGGCUUCUGUUUGUUACAAAGGGGAAAUGCGACGUCUUGAAAUUAGUUGACGUUGCGAAAUGCGUAACCACACCGAUCGAUAACGACAGCAGGAGUAAGUCUAUGCCAAUACGAUCACCAACCCCAGUGUCGUAUGGUGGAGAUGUUCCGUUAUCUCUUUUAAGCAAAUCUGACGUCAUUCCGGACCCGGGGGGCAGAGGAUGGCCUGGUCCGUAUUCUUCAACGUCGCCAUGGAUUACACAUAGCUCAAUGCCUGCAAACAGACCUAAAACAACGGGUCAGUUAGCUUUAAAGAAUGGAAAGGAAUCGGAACUACAGGAAUCUCGGCCUCGAAGUGCUACCGUCCGAUUUGAAACGUCGUCAGUGGUGGAAAGUACGAUAUCGGAAUUCGAUAACAGGUCAUUAUCUAACUCGUUACCCAAAUCCACCGGGAUAAGAAGAUCUUCAUACUCUGGUGUGUCGACUUCAAGUUCUCCAAAAACAUACGGGGUUCAGACAUUCAAAACAGAGGAUGUUGAAGCUGGGGUAUACAUCAAAAUCGACGAGUUAAGAUCAGGCCAGUGCUUUGGAAUCGAAGGCGUAACUGGUAGCAUGUCGCAUCUCUCAUUGGUCAGCUGUGGCAGUGAGAUCGUUCGGGUUUCUUUGUCAAAAUUCAAGGAGUAUGCAGACGAAGAGACUUUGGCGAAGGUUGAGGAGAUGAUUGCAACAUAUCCUUCCGACAGCUAUCUCUGGAGUAGAUUCGUAAAACAAAGCAAGUGGAACAUCUUCAAAAACAACAUGAUCGCAGAUAUCUUCCGUGAAAAGAAGACAAAUACCAAGCGCCGAACGUCCAUUAAUAGGUCGCUCAGCCGAUCAAGUGAUAGUGAUCAAAUUCAGUUCGUACAAAAUGCCUUCCCAAGGAUAAAUUUCAGUGCCCAGGCUUGGGCGGACAAUGUCGUACCCCGUGCUAAUGUUAAAAAUCGACAGACGCCUACUUACAGACCAAGAUCGAGGAAGAAUAGGCAAGGUUUAUCACCGCAUAACUCGAUGAAAGAUGCGUCAUCAGUCGAGGAGCAGUUAUCAUCAUCAAGCGUUGCUUCGUCAACACCAAGAAAACCAAAGGCUACACGCUUGCAUGGAAGCACUGUCUCGCCAUUGACAUCGAGAUAUGCACGUUGACAAAAAAAAUUGCUAAAUUUAUAUAGGAUUCCUUAACGUUUGAAUACUUCUUUCCUAUUCGUUCAUUUCAUUAAAUGUUAAUUAAAUUAAUGAAAAUGUAAAUUAAUAUUAUUCACAGGUGCAAUAUAUAAAAACAAGGCAAGAUAUAUGUCCCAGUACAAAACUGAUAAAUCUAUUAAGAAAGUUGCCCAAUACAUGAAUACAAUCUAUUAUUGUUAAUUAUUAUUAUUAACAGUGCAAUAUGUAAAAAAUGAAAAGUUCACCGAGGUCAGAAUGAAAUAAGGGAGUGUUAAAUGUGAAUGCAAUUUAUGGAUUGUAUUUGUUUAUAGAAGUUUAGAAAUGAAUAAAAAUACAGUACACCAGAAAUGCAUGAUAGCCAAGAACACAUUUAAUACACACAGUAUAUUCUUUUUGUGUUGUUAUAAACGUCAAUAACAUUCAACAUCUGAUCUGAUUAAUAUGUAUAUUUAAGUAGCUAAUUAAUAAUGUUCCUGUAUGUAGUUAUACUCCAUUUUUGGUAUGUCUACGCCUGCUGCCACAACUCCGAUUUCAGAGGUUCUGCGUACUAUACGCGAAAACUCCGAAAUUGAAGUUUCCAAACUUUUAAUCAACCCUCCGACCUCGGAGUUUAUGCGUAUUAGGCCUAUUAAUUAGAAUUGCUAUCUCUAUAUUCUAUAGUGAGAGAUUGUUUAAAUAAUAGUACGCAAAAAACUCCGAAAUUGGAGGGUUGAUUACAAGUUUUGAAACUCCGAUUUCGGGGUAUCAAGAGCUUGUUUAGUAAGCAAAACUCCGAAAUCGAUGGGUUGAUUAAAAGCUUGAAAACUCCAAUCUCGGAGUUUUCGCUUAUAGUAUGCAAAACCUCCAAAAUUAGAGCUUUGACGGCAUCUGGCAGACAAGUUAAGGAUUAUAGUACACAUCUAUAUUAUCAAUACAGUAUCUUAAUAGUUUGAACUGUGUCAUUGGAAGAUAAUAACUUACAUAACCCUUUUUGAAAUAACAAUUGAAUGUUAUAAUUGACUUGAAUUUUAACUUUUAUCCCUUGACUGUUAGAUUAGCUUUUGUUUAUUAAAUCUAUUUAUAUAUUUAUUAGGUUAGUUCCUUUCCCCUUAGAUUUUGUCUCAAUUGCUUUAGUUCGAUAAGCCCCUCCUAUUUACAAGCUCCCUGGAGUUUCUUGGAGGUCCAUUUCAUCCUUUUAUUAUCCUUGAAUUUGAUGAAUAAUGAAAAAAUUGUAUUGAUCUUUCAAAGUUUUCUUUUCUCUUGAUAAUCUACCACAGAUAGUGUACUGUAAAACCUCGAAUUAAAGCCCAGUAGGCUUAAUCUCGAGAUGAAGCCCAUCUCGAAUAGAAGCCACCCUGUUUAGUUUGCAAAAUUUUCCUCGAAAAGAAGCCUAUGGGCUUCUUUUUAAGAUAGCAAAGGCUUCUUUCCGAGAUACAGUAGUACAAUACAUACACUGUACAUGAAUUUGAAAAAACAAAAUAAAAUAAAAACAAGCUUGGUUCAUACAGUAGUUUAGCUGAUUUAAUGCCAGUUGAAUACACUCCAAGAUACAGAUUGAUGUUAC